AUGUCCGAUAAUUCCGAAUUAGCUCGAAUUCUUCAAGAUCUUCAAGAUAUCGAUAAAUAUGAACUGAUUGGAAAACAGAAAGAGAAAGCGAAGGUUCCGGGAAACCAGUCAACAGUGAUGGAGAAACGUGAGGAGCAGCAGGAACGUGAGCAUGGUCCAGAAAACAGAGAACAAAGAAAAGCAAUCGCACGAGCCCGGGCGACCACCAGAGAAAUAAAUCGAAUUAAAAUAAUAAAUGGUGCAUUUGAUGAUCUCAGAAACAAACUUCCAGUUCAAGUAGGAGAGCCAAAGUUGUCCAAAAUCGUGACAUUAAAGAAGGCAAUAAAUUACAUUGCACAACUUAAAGAAGAGCUUCAUAAUACUCCGUUGCAUUCCUCUUCUGAUCAAUCCAUCAUGCUGGAUUCCGAUGCUCAACUGGUUCCAGGGCUCGGACCAUACUCAGUGAGCCAAUCAGCCUCAUCAACGUCGCAAGAAUCCACUUCUGACGGCCUUCCACAAAAUUUCAAAAUUAUGCCGACAGAAGGACACAUGUGGUAUUAUCCACAACCGCCACACUUCUAA
Caenorhabditis briggsae is the source of this 561-nucleotide messenger RNA. The record is from RefSeq and is a predicted model, not a curated record. Lineage: Eukaryota; Metazoa; Nematoda; Chromadorea; Rhabditida; Rhabditidae. Gene Ontology annotation, molecular function: RNA polymerase II transcription regulatory region sequence-specific DNA binding; DNA-binding transcription factor activity, RNA polymerase II-specific; protein dimerization activity. The coding region runs from base 1 to 561 and encodes 186 amino acids. Gene Ontology annotation, biological process: developmental process; regulation of transcription by RNA polymerase II. The transcript is spliced from 3 exons.